Molecule: messenger RNA, 2133 nt
Organism: Anoplophora glabripennis (Asian longhorned beetle)
Lineage: Eukaryota; Metazoa; Arthropoda; Insecta; Coleoptera; Cerambycidae
Exons: 1
Coding region: 1-2133 (710 amino acids)
Molecular function (GO): nucleic acid binding; zinc ion binding
Source: RefSeq, a predicted model, not a curated record
AUGGCAGAAUUGGAUAGGAAAAAGAAGAGUAGAGCUGUAGUUCGCGGUGCUUUCACACGUUUGGGAAACGAACUGGAACAACUUUUAUCGGCGCAGACUGUAGAUUUGCAAAAGGCUAAAGUUACAUGGGAGCUUUUGCGCGAGAAUUGCGACGAUUUGAAGGAGCUGGAUGCCCAUUUGUAUGAAUUACUGUUAGACGAUGCUACCGAAGAGGAACUGCUGAAUGAGGUAGGAGCUUGUGACACAUAUAAAAGGCGAUAUGCUGAUUUAAGAAUGACAUUGGAAAAAUGUCAGGGAAGCAAGGCAAAAGGUGAUCAUGAUCACGUCACGAUAAUGUCAGGGCCCGUCAUGGAUAAUGGAAAUUUAAGAAAGCGAAAAUUCAAACUUCUUGAAAUAGAAUUUAAGCGCUAUGACGGCAACAUCAGAGACUGGCUGUCUUUUUGGGCACAAUUUAAAAAAGUACACGAGGACCCAGAAAUUGACAAUCAUGAUAAAAUUGAAUAUUUGUUACAAGCAACUGUACCAAAUUCUAGAGCUAGACAGCUUGUCGAAAAUUUUCCUGUGAUUGGAGCAAAUUACAGUAAAAUCAUAAAAUGCAUGCAAUCACGAUUCGGGAGAGAAGAUCUUCAAAUUGAGUUUUAUGUAAGGGAACUUCUCACCUUAAUUUUAAAUAAUGCAGUUUCGAAAGAUAAGAUGGAUUUGUGUACAUUGUACGAUAGAAUCGAAACACAAAUCAGGUCACUCGAAACGUUAGGCAUAACUUCAGAAAAAUGUUCCGCAUUACUUUUUCCCUUUAUUGAGUCUUGCUUGCCGCAAGAGUUAUUACGUGUUUGGCAACGUACUGCACAAGCUGUUCAAAUGGUUGGCAGCACGACGAAUUUGCCCCGGCAAUUGUCUCUUGUUGAAGUUUCUUUAGAGAAUCGACUUGAAAACCUAAUGCAAUUUUUAAAAAAUGAAGUCGAAAAUGAACAAAGAAUUACAUUGGUCUCAGAAAAUUUUGGGUUAUCUGCAGGACAAUCACCGGGUCAUGGCGGUGCCAAGCCUAGGGUCGAGAGAAAAAUGGAUAGAGUUGGGGUUGCGUUACCUUCGGCUACAGAUUUAGUAAACUGCGACUCGAAUAAAUGCGUUUUUUGUAAUAAUCUGCAUAAGAGUCAGGACUGCGUGAAGGCGCGUAAAAUCAGUUUAGAAGAUCGGAAAAAACAGUUAACAGAUAAACGAGCGUGUUUUCGGUGUCUUAUGUCAGGUCACAUGGCAAAAAAGUGUCGCGUGCGCCUAUGCUGCGUGAUUUGUUCGCGAUCACAUGUACCAAUUAUGUGUCCACAAUUACCUUCAAAUAAAGCCGUUGAGGUCAAUGUAAAUCCUGUUACGGAACAGACUCUUGCCAAUUGUACUAGAUAUCACGUGUUUUUACAGACUCUAAGGGUAAAGUUGAAAGGGGUCAGAGAAAGGUCUUGCGUUUCACGCGUUUUAAUCGACAGUGGGUCCCAGAGGUCCUAUAUUCUAAAAUCUACAGCCAUGAAGUUAGGAUAUAGACCUAAACGAACAGAAAGUAUUGCCCAUUGUCUAUUUGGCGGAAAAACCAUAACACAAAUUCACAAUCGCUAUGAUGUUACUGUUUGCAAGGAUAGCUAUUCUUUGACAUUUGAAGUUCUUGACCAGCCUGCUAUUUGUACAGAUAUUUUACCAGUUUUCGAUGGUACUUGGAUGGAAGAAGUUCGCAGUUUGAAUAUUGAACUUUCUGAUGUAAAUGAACCUGGACCAAUCGAACUGUUACUUGGAGCAGAUGUGGCUAGUAAAAUCUAUGGUGGUGACUAUAGAGAAUUGAAAUGUGGACUAGUUGCUACCAAGACAUGCCUGGGGUGGACUCUCAUCGGUAAAAUUUCUACUGCGGAGAACAUCGAAGAUUCCAACCUGGCAUUAACAACCUUGCCCCUGUUGAUAAAAGAAGCAUCCAUCACCGAAUUAUGGCGGCUUGAUGUUUUGGGUAUUACCGAACCUUCAGAAAGGAAAACCAAGGAGGAGCUAGCCGAUGAUGCUAAGGAUUUCUUUUUGCGUACUGUGAAGAUAAAUCAGGGGAGGUAUGAAGUCAGGCUGCCAUGGAUCGCCGGACACCCUCCACUCCCAGAUAAUUAA